Microplitis mediator is the source of this 5200-nucleotide messenger RNA. It is a transcript of the gene Pvr, whose product is annotated as vascular endothelial growth factor receptor 1-like. The coding region runs from base 378 to 4688 and encodes 1436 amino acids. Gene Ontology annotation, cellular component: signaling receptor complex. Gene Ontology annotation, molecular function: transmembrane receptor protein tyrosine kinase activity; ATP binding. Gene Ontology annotation, biological process: protein phosphorylation; cell surface receptor protein tyrosine kinase signaling pathway; multicellular organism development. NCBI's taxonomy places the organism in Eukaryota, Metazoa, Arthropoda, Insecta, Hymenoptera, Braconidae. The transcript is spliced from 22 exons. The record is from RefSeq and is a predicted model, not a curated record.
UGCUUGUUUGUUUAUUUUAAUACUUGCGCAUACUAAAUUUAGUAGUACGUCCAUUCAUAAGUAUCGAGAACUGGAAUUGGUGUUUACAAGAUACCUUUUAGCUUCAGUAGAUGACGUAAAAUCUCCUACUCCUUCCGUUACUUUUUUCCAUCAUACAACACAUUAGGGUGGGGUCUACGAGUCUCACAUUCCUCUGAUUCUGGCCUCAGUGUUAAAAAAGACCGCGUAAAGAUAUACAGCAACUACAUAUGAUUUAAAGUAUAAUACAGUCUACCGCGAGUGUCACAUGUGUUUCAAUAUACACUGUCAUUAAAAUAUAUUAAAUGUGAAUAUGUGAUGCUGAUAAAAGUUUUUUAUCAUUAAAAAAAAAAAAAACCAUGGAUCCAAAGUGUAUUUUUUUGAUACUUUUAAAUACUUACCUAUCGUUAGCAACUAAACCAGACUUAUCACCCUAUCGUGAUGAAAUUCAUUUAAAUGAGCAUAUGCCAUUAGAAAUAAACUGUACAUACUUUGAAAAUGUAUCAUUUAUUUAUCCUAGAAAUACAACACCCAAUAUUGUCACAUCACAAGUUGAAAUUUUACAUUACGAUGAAGGAUACGUACAUAAUGUAGUAUUAAAAAGACCAGAGACAAUUUAUGGUGACACUGGUUGGUAUGGUUGUCUUGAUUCUAAUAAAAAUUAUCUACUCAAUGAUCUAGACGAUAUUGAAAUCACACCUGAUACUCUAACUGACGAAGACGUUAGAUGGCUGUACGUUUUUGUUAAAUCAACUGAAAAUUAUUUUGUCGAGGACAUAAAUUCAGUUGACAAUUUGCGUGAAGAAGCCGGUGAUGAUAUUGUUUUAGGAUGUCGUCCAACUUCUCCGGAGUAUAAUAUUAAAUUACUUCAGGACGGACAAGAAGUUGAAAUUAAAAAGGAUGGACGAGUGACAUUUGAUGUGAAAAAAGGAUUUACUAUUAAAAAUGCUACUAUUAAAGACUCAGCAUAUUAUCAGUGUAUUCAUGAAGAAUCGCAGCAAGAAAUAGUUUAUUAUCUUCAUGUUACAAGAAGGAUAUUGAGUGUGAAUAAGCCGGUGAUACAACAACCGUCUCAUCGUAUAGUUCUUGGUGAAGAACUUCGAUUAAAUUGUACCAUUGAUAUUGAACGCGAUUUGACGUAUUUACUUCAUUGGACAACGCCACAGCAGAGCGAUCGAGAAUCAACGAAAUUUUAUCGAGAUGAUCGUGUUGGCAGUAACAUGAUGCGUGUUGUAAAGGAAUUAGUUAUUAAAAAUAUAGAUACUGGUGAUGAGGGUGAAUACGUCUGUAAUAUUUCAACGCACUCAAAGUCCAAUCAUACUACGAUAAAUAUAACGUUACAUGAUCCCAAUAUAAAAUAUAUAAAUUUAUCAGUACCACAUAAUGAGACAAAUUUUACAAAAAAAGAAGGUGAUAGUGUUACAUGGGUGAUUAAUUUCGAUGCAUUUCCAACGCCUGAAAUAGAAUGGCUUGCACCAUCAGAUAAAGAGCUAAUGAGUAAUAACUCAAACAACAAAUUUGCCAUAACAAAUACGGAAAAUAAAUCAAAAUUACAAAUAUUUAAAUUAACUCUAGAAGAUAUAGGAACUUACGUAUUUAGAGCCUAUAAUUCUGAGGAAACUAAAGAGUUACAUUUUGAUCUUGAAGUUGAAGCACAACCAUUGAUUGGUGACAUAACGGGAAUAAAUCGUUACCAUUUACCGAAUUCAAUAGCAAAAAUUGAUUGUACAGCUGUCGGAUAUCCUUUACCAAAUAUAACAUGGAAUUUUUAUGAUAAUUUUAUUAAUUACAAUGAUCACUUUCGAGGAUCCAAUGCUACACUAUCUCAAACGUUAAAUGGCGUCAUUAUAUCUGAAGAAAAAACAAAAAUAGUUUCUCAAGUGGCAUUAAUAGUUGAAACAACUGGAACAAUAACUUGUGAAGCUUGCAAUGAUCGUGGUUGUGAUUUCGUCAGUCAAACGAUAUUCGUUUCUGAUGUAUAUGAUGGGUUUGGUAUAAUAGAACCUCCAAAUGAUAUUAUUGUUGGUGAUAAUAUAAAAUUAUCUUGCGGUGCAUCAAUUUAUAACUUUACUGAACACCCUAAGUGGCUGGAUGAAGAUAAUAAUAUUAUUAAUCAAACUGAUAGACUGAUUAUUGAUAAAACUAAAACAGAAUUUACAUAUUUUUCACAUUUAAUAUUUAAAAAUGUGAGUAAAUCGGAUGCAAAACUUUAUAAAUGUACCGGAAUACUUAAUAGUGAUCAAAUACCACAAAGUGAACAUCGGCUUAGAGUUUAUGAUCCACAAGAACCGCUUAUUGUCGAUACAAAUAUGAAUCAAACAGAAAAUAUAUAUAAUACUGAUGAAGCUAGUGACACUACUAUAGUUCUUAAUUGUAAUUUUAAAGGAAUGCCGAGCCCUUCAAUUUCUUGGUGGAAGGAUAAUAUACAUAUUAAUGAAACGGAUGACGUAUAUAAAUUGAUAGACAAGAAUAGAACACUCGAAAUAGUUAAUCCGCGUGAAAAAAAUAGUGGUAAAUAUAUAUGUCGCGGAGAAAAUCGUUUUGGGAAUGAUGAAACAUAUCAAUUUAUAACGAUAAAAGGAGAAGGAAUACCUAAAAUAUUAAUUGCUGUACUUAUAUUUAUAACUGUUAUUUGUAUUAUACUUGUUAUUUAUUUCUCAAUAAAAGUUCAUCGUGAAAAGGUCAUAAGAAAACAAUUAAUGGAAGCGGGUUUAACGCACUUCGAAGAAGGUGCACUAGAAUGUUUGAAUCCGGAGCUGACGAUUGAUGAACAAGCUGAAUUGUUGCCGUACGAUAAAAAGUGGGAAUUUCCGCGGGAAAAAUUAAAAUUUGGAAAACAAUUGGGUAGUGGUGCAUUUGGUGUCGUCAUGAAAGCCGAAGCACAAGGAAUAUGUGAAAGCGAAUCUAAUACAACAGUUGCUGUAAAAAUGGUACGACGUUCUACAGAACCAACAUACAUACGCGCACUUGCUAGCGAACUUAAAAUAAUGGUACAUCUCGGUAAACAUCUCAAUGUUGUUAAUUUACUUGGGGCUUGUACUAAAAAUAUUGCAAAACGAGAAUUAUUGGUGAUUGUUGAAUACUGUCGUUUUGGUAAUUUGCAUAAUUAUUUAUUACGACAUAGAGCUGAGUUUAUAAACCAAAUUGAUACAGCAACUGGUAAAAUUGAUCUAAUGAUUGGACGCGAGUUACUUUCACGGACUGUUAGUGUCGGUAGUGGCAACAGGAUAAAAUAUGCAGCAUUAUCAUUUUCUCGUAGCAUCAGUACAAGUUCAAGCAACGGGCCAGAGUUAGUUAGUUACGCAGCUGGUAAUGAUGCUGAAAGUAUAAAUAUGUCACCGGAAGGUCCUAUUUUGAGUAAUAAUUCAGUACAACCGGGCUGGCGUUCAAAUUAUCGCGGUGAUUAUAAAGAUUAUAAUUUAAAACCAAUUUGCACACAAGAUUUAUUAUCAUGGGCAUUCCAAGUCGCUCGGGGAAUGGAAUAUUUAAGUCAACGCAAGGUUUUGCAUGGCGAUUUAGCGGCAAGAAAUAUUUUAUUAGCCGAAAAUAAUGUCGUUAAAAUAUGUGACUUUGGAUUGGCUAAAACAAUGUACAAAGAUGAUAAUUAUAAAAAACAAGGCAAUGCACCAUUACCUAUUAAGUGGAUGGCUAUUGAAUCUAUAAGAGAUAGGAUAUUUUCAACGCAAUCUGAUAUUUGGUCCUUUGGUAUUGUACUGUGGGAGUUUUUCACCCUCGCCGAGACACCGUAUCCGGGAAUGGAAGCGGAAAAACAAUUUCAAAAAUUGGUCGAGGGUUAUCGUAUGGAAAAACCUGAAUUUGCUACUGACGACGUAUAUAAAAUUAUGAAUGAUUGUUGGCGAGCUAAGCCAACUGCACGUCCAACAUUCACAGAUUUAGUUGACAGUAUUGGAAAUUUAUUAGACGAAAGUGUUAAAAUGCAUUAUGUCGAUUUAAAUACACCAUAUAUAGACAUGAAUACAGCAUUCUUUGAAAGUAAACAAAACGACUAUCUAAUGAUGAUAUCAUCACCGGAUCAUGAGUCUUUAUCAUCACCUCAUGACUAUGUCAAUUCACCAAAUAUACCAUUAAGUCCAAUGACAGAUACAUCAUAUAUUUGCAUGAGUCCUACUCAAGAACGUGACGAGUCUGGGAUAUUUAGUCCACUCAGCUUGACCUCAAAUAAUCACUUUGAAUUUCCAUCACGAAAUAACACAACUAGUAACAGUCAUAAUAUUAACUCAGAUUCAGAUUCUGAGGCUGUUGAAAUAUCACCGAUGCUUAAAAGUGAAGACGAUAAUUAUUUAAAGCCGAUAAAUAUACAAGAACGUAGGGCGGAAUAUGCAAGACAGCGUCAGGCCAUGAAAAAUUCCCUUGCUAAAGAAAAAUUAAUGGAACGAGACUCGGGUUAUUGCAAUGCGCCACAAAAUUUAAAAUUAAUUGAUGAUACACAAGUUCAUUGUAAAGAUGAUACUGACAAUAGUACUAAUGGAGAUAAUAAAUUUAAUAAUAAAAAUAAUUUUAAUAAUUACAAAGAUGGAAUUAUUAGAACACAAGAUAAUUAUGUUAAUAUACCGAGUUAUAAUAAUGAACUACGAAAAGAUAUUCCUGAUAGUUUUACUAAUCCCAGUUAUGUUUUUAUGACUAAAGAUGUUGAUGAGGUUAAAGUUUGAACAAAUGAAAUUAUGUGACAGAGUAUUCUUAUGCUUAUAUGAAUUCUUUUAUGUCUGACAUUUUGUGAAGUUAAAGUCACUGUUUUGUCCCAUAUGUUUAAAAAUUUAUUAACAAUUAAAUUAAAAAGAAUGAAAGAAAUAAAUUUGAUUCAAUUAAAAUAUACGAAAAAAUUGAAAUGUAGUUUUGUAAAUGUAAAAUAUAUUUUUAAUAUCAGUUAUAAUUAUAUUUUAAAAUUUAGAAAUGGAAAUUUAAAUAUUUACGCGAUGAUCUGUCACAAAAUUGACCAUUAAAAGUAUAUAAAAUUAGUGCCAUUAAAUUCGAUAGUUUUUUUUUAAAUAAUUCAAUAUCUAAUAAUAAAAUAAAAAAUUAAUAAUUAACUGCCGUACUUAGUUAAAAUUUUUUUAACAAUGAGAUUAUUUUUUAAGAUUACUACUUAAAUUUUUGUAUCAAAGUAUUAAUGUAAAAAAAAUUACGCCGUGAAUUAACUACGUAAAAAAAAAAAUAACUAUUU